AUGGCAGAAUCGAAGCGAGCCAGAUUUCUCCCUCAACACUGCCAGCACCACUCGCGGAAAGCCCGCCAAAAUAACCACCUCCCCGAGCCGCAGUCAUGUAAUAUAAACGAUGUCGCCAUUACCCUAUCCGAAAGCAUCUUGGGACCGAUCCAGUGGACCACAUGCGAAAAGUCGCUGAAGGAUACCGUCGCCCAAGUCUUGUCUGAACAAGGAGCCGAAACAAGCCCGAUUGUCGUCUCCGCCGACACCAUCUUUUCUCUCAUGAAAGCUAUCGACGAGCUAUGCCUUCUGGGCUUGCUCUUCCCGACCCCUCAGGUUAAUCACGGCUCACAUCCCGUCCUUCUCGAAGUUGGACAGUCGCGGGGUCGUGUGGGUUGGACGCAGCUCCUCCGCUCCAGCAAGCCUGGCGGCCCCAGCAUCGUCAUCCGCCUGAGCACGGCCCGCCACCACGUCGACGGCACGAGUACAUCACUGCCGCUCAAAGAGAUUGUCCAGGUCGCGGUUCAUGAGAUGGUACACGCGUACCUGCUGCUGUUCUCCUGCCGCCGGGACCAGUGCGAGGUGGACUUCAAGGUCAUGCACUGCGACGCGGACGGCGGUGGGCAUGGCCUCGCAUUUGUCGCGCUGCUUAAGGCUGUCGUGGGCCAGAUCCAGAGCUGGGCACCCGGGUUGCGAGAGUUUGGGCUCACUGACGACGCCAUCAAUCCGUUCGAGGACUUUGGGCUUCAAUUGUGGAAGAGGGGGGACAGGAUCUCGUCUCGGAGUAAGGGGCAGCGCGUUUGGUGGCUCGCUGCGAAGCCUAUGUGA
Messenger RNA from Colletotrichum higginsianum IMI 349063, 807 nucleotides. RefSeq lists its product as uncharacterized. The record is from RefSeq and is a predicted model, not a curated record. Lineage: Eukaryota; Fungi; Ascomycota; Sordariomycetes; Glomerellales; Glomerellaceae. The coding region runs from base 1 to 807 and encodes 268 amino acids. The transcript has a single exon.